GCCUCAGCGCGGCCGGAAGUGGCAGUCUGGGCGGCGGGUCCGGGUCCGGUGCCGGCCCCGAGCACGGCCCCCGCCCGGUCCCUUCCCGGUUCCCUCCCGGUCCCUCCCCGCCCCUUCAGCCACCCCCCAGCCAUGCACCCGCGGCGCCCCGACGGCUUCGACGGCCUGGGCUACCGCGGAGGCGGCCGCGAGGAGCCGGGCCCGGGCGCCAGGCCCUUCGGCGGGUCGGAGCUGGGCCACUGGGUGACCACCCCGCCCGACAUCCCCGGCAGCCGCAACUUGCACUGGGGCGAGAAGACGCCGCCGUACGGGGCCGGGACCCCUCUGGGCGGCGCCGGCCCCAACGAGGAGCCCAAUCUCGGGGCGGGCGGCCCGGGCGCCGAACAGUUGAACAGAUUUGCAGGCUUUGGAAUUGGCCUUGCAAGCCUAUUUACAGAAAAUGUGUUGGCACAUCCCUGCAUUGUUCUACGUCGUCAGUGUCAGGUUAAUUAUCAUGCUCGGAAUUACCAUCUCACUCCAUUUACUAUUGUCAAUAUUAUGUACUGCAUCAAUAAGACACAGGGUCCAAGAGCUCUCUGGAAAGGAAUGGGCAGCACUUUCAUUGUUCAGGGCAUAACCCUGGGAACAGAAGGCAUCAUCAGUGAAUUUACACCUUUGCCGAGGGAGCUUUCACAUAAAUGGAACUUCAAGCAGAUAGGUGGACAUCUUUUACUCAAAGGUUUAACGCAUGUGAUAGCAAUGCCUUUUUAUUCUGCGAGCCUGAUUGAAACUGUACAGAGUGAAAUAAUUCGAGAUAAUCCUGGCAUCCUGGACUGCGUGAAAGAAGGAAUUGGCAGAGUUGUAGGCCUGGGAGUGCCCCAUAGCAAGCGCCUCCUCCCUCUGAUGGUCCUGACUUUCCCAACUGCUGUACAUGGAGUUCUUCACUACGUCAUCAGUUCCAUCGUCCAGAAGCUUGUUUUGUUUGUUCUGAAAAGGGGUAAUUCCCACAACCUUCCAACUGAGAGCUCCACUUCUGUGCAAAGCAUGCUGGAUGCGUAUUUCCCAGAACUGAUUGCUAGCUUUGCUGCCAGCCUUUGUGCUGAUGUCAUGCUUUACCCACUGGAAACAGUUUUACACCGCCUUCAUAUUCAAGGGACACGCACAAUAAUUGACAAUACAGACCUUGGCUAUGAAGUGCUUCCAAUCAAUACUCAGUAUGAGGGAAUGAAAGACUGCAUAAAUACUAUAAAACGGGAAGAAGGAAUGCAAGGUUUUUAUAAAGGAUUUGGAGCAGUUAUAGUACAGUAUACCUUGCAUGUGGCUGUUUUACAGCUUACCAAAAUUAUUUACUCAACAGUGCUUCAAAACGUUUCUUAAUCUGCCCAGGUCUGGAUCUGGCAAAGUGGUCGUGAUUGACUUGCUAGCCUAGUUGUUUAAAAUGGCUUAGAAAAUGAACUUUGAAGAAUCCACUCAAUGGAUUCUCCUUACACUGUAAAACAACUUGUUUUAAAAAUGGGGAUAUAGUUUCCGAAGUGUAAUUAAAAAAGUACUGUUUAAAAGUGAUAGACACAAAUUGAGUACAUCAUAUGCAGUCAUAAAAGGGGAUCAGAUUUCAAAUGUGAUUGCAGUGAGAAUUUAUCUUUCACCAGUUCACUGACUGAUAUGGAUAUGAGUUGUUAAUAUCUGUUAAUAUCUGCUUUAUAAGCAUCACAUCUGAUAUUUAAUAUGGACUGUUAGCCAGUUCAAAGGAAUUUAUUUUCUUAAGUUGUAAGAACUUCCAAGUGGGGGACUGAUGGCUUUACUUGUCUUUUAAAAAUGUUUCCAACGUCGCCGUUAAUGAAACUGCGAGUUAAAUAGAAACUGUAAAAGUAACUUAAGUAGACUUAAAUGUCAUAACUUACAGGUACAUAGACUACUUAUUUUGCUGCAGCAUGGCAGAAGAUGACUUAGGGAAUCUUUUGCUUUUUAUGAAAACAAUGAAAAAUGGAUUUUGGGCAAAGUUGCACCAAAUGCAAAUUUGACUGUCUUGCAGUUUGUUUGCAAGGCUUACAAUGACUAAGGUGCGUGAAUAAAGCAAAUUGGAAACUGA
This is a messenger RNA of Pseudopipra pipra, 2068 nucleotides long. RefSeq names its product solute carrier family 25 member 46 (gene SLC25A46). Gene Ontology annotation, biological process: axon development; mitochondrial fission; mitochondrial membrane fission. The coding region runs from base 133 to 1356 and encodes 407 amino acids. The record is from RefSeq and is a predicted model, not a curated record. Lineage: Eukaryota; Metazoa; Chordata; Aves; Passeriformes; Pipridae. The transcript has 8 exons. Gene Ontology annotation, cellular component: mitochondrial outer membrane.